UCAUCACCCAGCGCCAACCGCGACGAUUUCCGGGUUGGGCUCAGGGCUGCAUUCCGCGCCAUGGGGGCUUGGCAGCGUUUGCUGCUCUGUGGUGGGGUGUCGUUUCGGAGUGGCUGCGGGGCCUUUGCCCCGCGUGGGGGAAGCCGAGUGUUGGUGUGUCGGCGCCAGUUAUCUGGCGGUGAAAGUGAAACCCUAAAAGAGAGAAGAACACAAAUCAUGACCCGAGGACUUCCAAAGCAGAAACCAAUAGAAGGUGUUAAACAAGUUAUAGUUGUGGCUUCUGGAAAGGGUGGAGUUGGGAAGUCUACUACGGCAGUGAACCUUGCACUUGCACUAGCAGCAAAUGAUUCGUCUAAGGCCAUUGGUUUGUUAGAUGUGGAUGUGUAUGGCCCUUCAAUUCCAAAGAUGAUGAAUCUGAAAGGAAAUCCAGAAUUGUCACAGAGCAACUUAAUGCGACCUCUUUUGAAUUAUGGUAUUGCUUGCAUGUCCAUGGGCUUCCUGGUUGAAGAGACUGCACCAGUUGUUUGGAGAGGCCUUAUGGUAAUGUCAGCCAUUGAGAAACUGUUAAGGCAGGUAGAUUGGGGUCAACUGGACUAUUUAGUUGUUGACAUGCCACCUGGAACUGGAGAUGUGCAGCUAUCAGUUUCACAGAAUAUUCCCAUUUCAGGUGCUGUGAUUGUCUCCACACCCCAGGAUAUUGCACUGAUGGAUGCACACAAGGGAGCAGAGAUGUUUCGAAAAGUCCACGUGCCUGUUUUGGGCCUUGUUCAAAAUAUGAGUGUUUUCCAGUGCCCAAAAUGUAAACACAAAACUCAUAUUUUUGGUGCUGAUGGUGCAAGGAGACUAGCACGGACCCUUGAUCUUGAUGUUCUAGGAGACAUUCCUUUACAUCUUAAUAUAAGGGAAGCUUCAGAUACAGGCCAGCCAAUUGUGUUUUCACAGCCUGAAAGUGAUGAGGCCAAAGCCUACCUGAGGAUUGCUACCGAAGUGGUAAGAAGAUUGCCUCCACCUCCAGAGUGAUUCCCCAAGUGUCCUGGAAAUUUGCCUGUUGCUUGGCAGUAAGACCUUUGGAAUCAACAGUAUGGUGGUUGAAACCUACAGAAAUAAUAGCAAUCAGAGUUGUUUUCUUGUAUCUCUAAAGAAAUAAUGUCUUAUAUUCAGGUUUGAUUUUCUAAGUAAUGACUCACAAAGUUUUUACAUACCAAUGCUUACUGCUACAUGUAGGAAUUUUUUGGAAAGCUAAUGUGUACCAACAUCACAGAACCCCAUUUUUUUUUAUUGAGCUACCUCUGAAGGAAUGAUGAGUUUAUAUUACAAGCCCAACCUUCAAUCAGGAGAGAGCUGUGAUUUUUUUGUUUUGUUUUGUUUUGUUUUGCAGUACUACAGAGUUGGCCAUUUAAAGGAUUUACUAAAUGUGUGUAUGGACAUAAGUGUGACACUUCUCCUUCAGGCAGUUUGUUCUGGGUUUGAAUUCUGGACACAUUCUUAAUAUAGAUAAUCUUCUGCUUCUUCAUCUAGACUAGACUUUACCCCAGAUUUAGUGAAUCUGAAUCUCCAGGAAGGGGGUCUGGACAUAUGUAUUUUUUAACAAGGUCAUAAUGAUAUUGUUGAUUCUGAUUAUGGUGGCAGUAAUAAUAAUAAUGCUAACUAACAUUUAUCAAGUGUUUUCUUGUGUCCUUGUGGUUACUCUUCCAUUCGUGUGAGUGGGAAACUGUUGUUGUCUCCACUUUACAGAUAGGAAAACUGAGAUAUGGGAAAGUUAAGUGUCUUCCUGAGGGUUACUAUUCUUGUAAAUGGAACUGAGGUUUGAACUUGGGCAGCUAGAUACUGGACCCUUCCUUUUGUACACCAAAUAGUAUCCCACAUUUCCUCAAACUUAUUUGACCAUAAUCUCCCCCAUCUCCCCUUUAGGAACAUUUCAUGUUCACAUUUCAAAGAAUACAGUUUGAAUAACAUGUAUCUUGUCUAUUUGAGGCUGAGAGAGAGAGUUGUGUCAGGGGUUUCCCAAGGUCAGGUAGGAAGAUUGCUUUAAGAGUCAUAAGUUAAUCCUAAAUUAUAAUGAAGUGGUCUCUGACCUUUGACAAAAGUUGGGUACCUUUGCUCUGUAUUUAAGGAACCAGAAAAUUAGGUAAAGAGUUACAUACCAUUAUAAACAGGUUUUCACACACUUAUGUUCACAUAAAAAAUUGUACAUGAAUGUUUAUAGCAGCUUUAUUUGUAAUAGCCAAAAAAACCCAGAUUUUUUGAGUAGGUGAUUGGUUAAACAAACAGUAGUGUAUCCAUGCCAUGGACUACUACUUGGCAAUAAAAAAAGAGCAAACUGUGGAUACAUGCAACAACCUGGAUAAAUUCCAGAGAAUUAAGCUGAAUGAAAAAACUAAAAACUAAUCCCAGAAGGUGUUGUGUACUAUAUGAUUCAACUUCUAAGACAUUCUUGAAAUGAAAAAAAUUACAGAAAUGAAAAACAGAUUAGUAGUUACCAGGAGUUAAGGACGGGGAAUGAUGGUGGGGCAGGAACUGUGUGUAUGUCCAUAAAAAGGCAGCAUGAGGGAUCCUCCUGAGGAUGGAAAUGCUCUGUAUCAUCACUAUAUUGAUAUCAGUAUCUUGGUUGUGAUAUUGUGCAAAUGUUAUACUGGAGGAAAUUGGGUAAAGGGCACAAAGGACUCUCCCUGUAUUAUUUCUUAACAGCUGCCUGUGAGUUUACGAUUUUCUCAAAAUAAAAGUAAAAUUUAAAAAAUCAAAUAUGUGCUACUGUGUCUGAACUGAAAUUCCUGGACCGCAUUAUCCAUGCUAAUAAAAAUCGUGAAUAAAAGUACUGGUGCAUGUACAGUAAUCAUCAUUUAUCACUUUGAGAAGGAAGUAAUGACUUUUAAGUUGUAGAAGUAUUUGUGUUUUUAUUGUCUUCUUGGAAGAGGGCCAAUAUGGAUAAUCAUGGAGUAUUUCUAAAUACUGUAAAGCAAGUAAUUGAACCAAGCUUAACUUUAUCUGGAAGAAGAAUGAUUUAAAUGAGCUCCAGAGGUGCUUAAAGUUGUGUGCCAAAAUUUAAUACAUCUCAUGGAGAAAUGGGAAAGAUAGAUGUUACUCAGAAAUAUAUGACUUGGAGAAGAUCCACAUGUAUAGUCACCUGCUUCCUUCUCUCUCAUCUACUAGUCUCUGCAGAUGCUUCCAGGAAAGCCUGUUUAAAAAAAAAAAAAAAUGUGAUUGGAGUUUAUAUGCAGGUUCAGAAGUGGAGGAAGGGGAAGUAGCUGUAAAAGCAAGAAUGAAGCUUAUUCUAAAAUUCUGCCCAUGGCAGCCUUUGCUAAGCUUCAGAGAGCUGACUUCAAAUAGAGUAUCAGGCACAGCUUGUCUCUCUGUUGACAGAGGUAAUAUUUAUUCCGCAUUCUUCACAUUUCCAUAGAGUAUAGAGAAUUUCCAUUCCCCUAGGGAAAAAGGAGGCUCCCUUACUUACUCCAUUCCAGGGAAGGAGGAGUGACUUAUAUUAUGGGCAGAUUUCUUGCCAUCUGCAUUUCUUUGAUUCCAGCCAAAUCCAGAGCUUCCUAGGCAGGUUACAGGGAUGGCUGAAGCUGUGCAUCUCUGCCUUGGCCUUGGGUGAGCAAGUCCAUCUAAUUUAAGGGUAGAGUAUUUGGUAAUCUAUUGUGGUCACAUAUCCCCUAAUCCAGCUUUUUUUUUUUUUUUUUUUUUUUGUUAUAAAGCUUUUAUCCAAAUGCUGUGUCUAUCAAUUCCAAACAGGGAAUAAUCUUCCCACCCCACCACACUCUAAGGAAACACAAAAUACCUCUCUAGAAUCCUAUAAAGUUAGAACUGAAGAAAAUAAUAGAAUUCAGAUAGUUUCACCACUCUACUUGAAGCACUUCUAGUAAAAAAUAAGUUCAUCAAUGGCCACCAGCCUGUUUGGGAGGAAAGUGGAGGGAGGUUAUCAUAAAGUAUUGUACGUAUACAAUAAAGCCCAGAGACAAACAUGCAUAGGUCAAUUAAUUAUCUACAAGUGAACACCCAUUUAACUAUCAGUUGAGGAGUAGACCAUAGCUGGCAUCCUCAAAGCCCCAGUGUUUUCCUUCAUAAUCACUAUCUUCUUUUUUCCUUAUAAAGUUAACAACAUUCUGAUGUUUUUAGCAUCUAAGACUGUACCCUUAAACAUUAUAGUUUUUGCCUGUUUUUUUAAAUUUAUACUAAAUGGACUUGAACAGUAUUUUGUUUUAUAUUAACUGUUUUCAUUUUGUUCUGUGUUGAAUGCUUUUGUUCUCUCUUAUGUUUCUGAGAUCCAUGUCUACUGUUGCAUGUAGCCAUGAUCUGUUCAUAUUCUUUGCUGCAGAGUAUCCCAUUUUUGAAUAAACACCUUACUCAUGCCACUGUCUA
Molecule: messenger RNA, 4356 nt
Organism: Sus scrofa (pig)
Lineage: Eukaryota; Metazoa; Chordata; Mammalia; Artiodactyla; Suidae
Gene: NUBPL
Product: NUBP iron-sulfur cluster assembly factor, mitochondrial
Biological process (GO): iron-sulfur cluster assembly; mitochondrial respiratory chain complex I assembly
Cellular component (GO): mitochondrion
Molecular function (GO): ATP-dependent FeS chaperone activity; 4 iron, 4 sulfur cluster binding; ATP binding
Source: RefSeq, a predicted model, not a curated record